AUGUUUUUAAUUUUUCAGAAAGCUAUAUUAAAAAAACUUCCUGCAUAUGAAACAUACGAAAUUUUCGAAAACAUUGCGAAUUCUAGUGAUUAUAAUAGCAAGUGUAAAUCAUUAGAAUCCACUGGAAACAAAGCAAAAGAACUAUGUGAAAAAUAUGCAAAGAAUUUAGAAUAUACAUGUACUUCUGGAACUACUACUACUACUGGAAAAAGUAUUAGUGUACCUGAAGCUAAAGUCAAUUGUUUAUUACUUAAAUAUUGGUUAUUUUACGAAAUAAAAAAACUAAGUGUUAAAGAACCAAAAAACAAGAAUCUGGAUACGAUUAUUCAUACAAUUUAUUAUUUACAAUUCGAAAUUAAUAAAAAAGAAAAUCAGUUUUAUUGCUUUAAUGAUAUAUAUGAAUAUCUUCACAAGUGGGAGGACGAAAAGUAUUUGUAUGAAUAUUUUAAGAAUUUCCCUAAAAUCGAAAGUUUUGAUAUAACUAAAAAUACUGAAUGCAAAGCUUAUAAGAAAUAUAUUAAUCAUGUUAAAACCUAUUAUGAUAAAAAAAAAAAAAACGAAUUAUGCUGCAAAGAUAAUUAUUUCAAAUGUAGUGAUUAUUUUAAUUGUGACCCUAAAUACAAUCCCGAAAAAAUUUUAAAUAAAAUAAGUAGAACAAAUACUACAGCUGAGGGAGCAUCUGUCUCUGGAUCAACGCCAAAUAGUGACAAGGCCAAAGAAAUACCUAAAACACGAAUUGAAAAUCACAGAUGUAUUGUGAGACGUAAUCCUGAAGAUCCUCACCUUGCAUACUUAUCAUGCUUUAACGUACCAACGGUGUAUAAAGAUGUUGACGAUUAUUUUCCAGCAACAAAUAUACCUACGGGAGAGACAGGAGACAACUCUGAAGGAAAAAAUGCAUCGUCAUCAAAGGCUCAGGCACGUGAAGCAAAUGCAUCUGAUCUAUCGAGAGAAGGGGAAGGUGCUACAAAUCCAGGAUCAUCAAGUGAAGGCUCCCCACACUCCAAAAAUCCAGUAGAAAAAAGUGAAGAGGGUAGCUCUGAUUCUUCACCAAAAGUUAACAUUUUAGAUAAAGUCAAAAGUUUAUUGGGAUUAGGUAAAUACAUAAGAAAUAUAAUAGAUAGAGAAUACCCUCUUUUUAUACGAGAAAAUAAAACCACAAUAGAAAAUGGUAGUAGUCAUACAUAUAUAACACCAUCCUGGAAAAAAGUUCAAAUUGAAAAUACAGAAGAAAAUUAUGAUUUAUUAAAAUCUUCAGAUAAUUUUUUCAAUACCAAGCCUUUUAAGUCAAUUAUGACAGCUAUUUUAACAUUUGGAGUAAUUUUUGUGUUUUUCAUUUAUUACAAAGUGAGUAAAAUUCACCCCUUUGAGAUCGUGUUUAAGCAGAAGGUUUGA
This is a messenger RNA of Plasmodium vivax (malaria parasite P. vivax), 1395 nucleotides long. Its product is annotated as variable surface protein Vir12-related. The record is from RefSeq and is a predicted model, not a curated record. Bases 1 to 1395 code for a protein of 464 amino acids. NCBI's taxonomy places the organism in Eukaryota, Apicomplexa, Aconoidasida, Haemosporida, Plasmodiidae. The transcript is spliced from 3 exons.